Messenger RNA from Asparagus officinalis (garden asparagus), 2630 nucleotides. Its product is annotated as probable cyclic nucleotide-gated ion channel 5. The record is from RefSeq and is a predicted model, not a curated record. Lineage: Eukaryota; Viridiplantae; Streptophyta; Magnoliopsida; Asparagales; Asparagaceae. Bases 322 to 2517 code for a protein of 731 amino acids. Gene Ontology annotation, cellular component: membrane. Gene Ontology annotation, molecular function: protein binding; monoatomic ion channel activity. The transcript is spliced from 8 exons. Gene Ontology annotation, biological process: transmembrane transport; monoatomic ion transport.
AAGAAAAAUACAGCUUCCUCGGCAUUUUCCUUUUGUCUCGGAGCCGGUCGCAUUUCUCUUUUUGGAUCGAGGGGAAAAUAAGUUUUAGGGAAAAAAUAAAAAUAAAAGAAAUCAAAUCGAUCAUCGUCCAGUGAUUUCAUCAGCAAUCGAGAUUGAGGAGACGAGGGAGGGAAUCAGGCUCCAAAAUCCAAUAGGAACAAUUGUAAAAGGAUAUGAGAUGUUUUCGAGCUGGGCAUGAGAUAAUCGUCUUCAUAGUUGAUCUCUUAUGAAUGGUCUUAUCUUGGUAAUUUGCAGCUUUUGUCUUCAUCUAGCUAGUAGAAGAUGUUUGAUUGUGGUUACAAGGCACAAUAUAUGGAUGGCCAGAGAGAGAAAUUUGUAAGGCUUGAGGAAUCUCCAAGGGUAUCCUAUGGUUCUGAUGCUGGAAGAAUGAACAGGUGUGGGUUCAAUGUUGAAGGAUUUAGUCGUGGACCAAAGAAUACAUCAAAAUCCUUCAGGAGAGGAAUGUUGAAAGGAUCUGAACGGCUUAAAUCACUGGGCAAAACUCUUCACUAUGGUGUUUCAAAGGCAGUUUUCCCAGAGGACCUUAAGGUUUCUAAGAAGAAGAUAUUUGACCCACAGGACGUAUUUCUUCUGAGAAUGAACAGGCUUUUUGUGAUAUCAUGUAUUCUCUCUAUAGCGGUGGAUCCAUUUUUCUUCUAUCUUCCAGUGGUUGAUAAAGAAGCCAGUUGUCUGAGUAUAGAUCGAAAGCUAGCAGGCUCAUCAGUAACAUUUCGGACAUUACUUGACAUUUUCUAUUUUUUGCGCAUUUUUCUUCAAUUUCACACUGCAUACAUUGCUCCAUCUUCUCGAGUUUUCGGUAGAGGUGAGCUUGUGAUUGACCCUGCGAUGAUUGCUAGACGGUACAUGAGAAGGUUCUUUGUCGUUGACUUUCUUGCAGUUUUACCUCUUCCACAGAUUAUAGUAUGGAGAUUUCUUCAUAGCUCAAAAGGUUCUGAUGUUCGCAUGACAAAAAAUGCAUUGCUUUUUCUUAUCUUGAUUCAGUACAUUCCCAGAUUUGUCCGGUUUAUUCCUUUGACAUCAGAGAUGAAAAGAACUGCUGGUGUCUUUGCUGAAACUGCUUGGGCUGGUGCUGCAUACUAUCUUUUGUGGUUCCUACUCGCUAGCCAUUUACCUUUUUAUUUGCAGAUAGUAGGUGCUUUCUGGUACUUAUUAGCUAUUGAACGCCAAGAUGAUUGCUGGCACAUGGCUUGUCAGAAAGUUACUGGAUGUGAUGGUAGUUAUUUGUAUUGUGGAAAUGCAAAUCCUGGUGGUAAUGAUAAAUGGAAAACUGUGUUCAAAGAAACCCUCGAAAAGAAGUGUUCAGCUGAGGGUGAUGGCCCUUUUAAAUUUGGAAUCUAUGCACAGGCCUUGAAGUCUGAAAUAGUGUCAUCAAAGAAGUUCUUUCCUAAGUUGUGUUAUUGUUUGUGGUUUGGUUUACAAAAUCUGAGCACUUUGGGUCAAGGGCUUGUAACAACUACUUAUCCUGGAGAGGUUAUAUUUUCUAUAGCACUGGCUAUUCUUGGACUCAUUCUCUUUGCCCUUCUUAUUGGCAACAUGCAGACCUAUCUUCAAUCUUUGUCAAUACGUCUUGAGGAGAUGAGGGUCAAACGGCGUGACUCAGAGCAGUGGAUGCAUCACCGUCUAUUGCCACAAGAACUUCGGGAGCGUGUUCGACGAUAUGAUCAGUACAAGUGGUUGGAGACACGAGGUGUAGAUGAAGAAAGCUUGGUUCAGAGUCUGCCCAAGGACCUUAGAAGGGAUAUUAAACGCCAUUUAUGUUUGGCGUUGGUGAGAAGGGUGCCUCUGUUCGACAAUUUGGACGAGCGUUUGUUAGACGCCGUAUGUGAGCGCCUGAAACCCACACUUUACACCGAAACCACCUACAUUCUGAGGGAAGGAGAUCCUGUAGAUGAGAUGCUCUUCAUAAUACGUGGUCGAAUGGAGAGCGUGACCACUGACGGAGGAAGAAGUGGGUUCUUCAACCGAGGCUUACUCAAGGAGGGCGAUUUCUGUGGAGAGGAACUCCUAACCUGGGCCCUCGACCCUAAAGCUGGAGCUAGUCUCCCCUCAUCUACUAGAACUGUUAGAGCCUUAACUGAGGUUGAAGCCUUCGCCUUAAUGGCUGAUGAGCUUAAAUUUGUCGCCAGCCAGUUUAGGAGACUUCACAGUAAGCAAGUUCAACACACGUUCAGAUUCUACUCACAGCAAUGGAGGACAUGGGCUGCUUGCUUCAUUCAAGCAGCAUGGAGACGGUAUUCGAAGAGGAAGAUGGUUGAGCUCAGACGGAGCUACGAAGAGGAGGAAGAAGAGGAUCAAGUUGAUGAGAUUGCUUCAUCUAGCCUCGGUGCUACUUUAUACGCGUCACGCUUUGCCGCUAAUGCCCUCAGAGGAGUUCAUAGACUCAGGGAUUCAAGGAGUGCUAGAGACUUGGUGAAGAUGCAGAAGCCUCGAGAGCCAGAUUUCUCAGCAGAAGAUUGAUUGAUUAUGUUGAGUUAAACACGUGCUUACUGUAAAAAAAAUACGGUACUUGAUGAAUGUAUAUUGUGUGCUAAAUUAGUAAAUUACCUUAGAAACUCCUUUGUUUUUCUAAA